This is a messenger RNA of Sceloporus undulatus (fence lizard), 3635 nucleotides long. RefSeq names its product inactive dipeptidyl peptidase 10-like. The coding region runs from base 183 to 2549 and encodes 788 amino acids. The record is from RefSeq and is a predicted model, not a curated record. Gene Ontology annotation, biological process: proteolysis. Lineage: Eukaryota; Metazoa; Chordata; Lepidosauria; Squamata; Phrynosomatidae. The transcript is spliced from 27 exons. Gene Ontology annotation, molecular function: dipeptidyl-peptidase activity; serine-type peptidase activity.
CAGUAUCUCAACUCUGGUUGUGAACGGGGAGGCGGAUUCCUGCAAGGAGGCGUAGGUAACAACAGCCUUGGGAUGCUGGGUGCCACUCCUAAAAGCCAGAGGACCUGAGGAAUCCCCUGUGGAUGUGGAGAAAAGAGACUAUCCACAACCUGCCUGCUGGACUUCUCCAAUAAACUCUCAGCAUGCUUGCUGCCCAUCAGAACAUGGGCACUGUCCUGAACAUGGGAAUCACCCGCUCCCCACCUCGCAACUGGAAAGGAAUUGGGAUUUCCAUGCUGGUGGUGGCCAUGUUGGCUUCAGUGAUCAUUGUGGUUAUCCUGCUGCUCACUCCAGAAGACCCUUCACUGGGCUUCCGUACCCCACUGACACUUGCUGACCUGGAAAGUGAUGAAUUCCAACCCCGACAUCCCCAGGUCCAUUGGGUGACAGAUGAUGAACUAGUGGUGUUGAGCGACACAGGAGCAAUGACGAAGUGGCAUGUGAGCCAAAAGAACAGCACCCUGUUGGUGGAAGACAGAGAUCUGCAUUUCCUGAAAGCUUCCAGAUUCCAAACAUCUCCAGAUCUACAGUUCCUGCUUUUGGCUUGUGAUGUACAGCAGGUUUUCCGCUACUCUUCCAUGGCCCGCUACCUAAUCUAUAACGUAGACACCAGGGAAACCAGCUACCUAGAUCUGCGUAAACCAGAUGCAAUGCAUCUACAAUAUGCAGGCUGGGGAGCACAAGACAAUCAGCUGGUGUUUGUUCUGGAUAAUGACAUUUACUACCAGGCUGGUGUCUACAGCCAGGCCAGGCAAAUCACCUCAUCUGGACACCUGGGAGCUGUCUUCAACGGGAUUUCUGACUGGCUCUAUGAAGAGGAGAUCCUGCAUUCAUCCAGUGCACAUUGGUGUUCCCCUGAUGGUGUUUGGCUGGCCUAUCUUAGCAUCAAUGAUUCCAUGGUUCCCAAAAUGGAGCUUCCUCACUUCCUGGGAGGAAACUACCCAACCAGUCGGCACUAUCCAUAUCCCAAGGCUGGCCAGCCCAUCCCAUCUGUUCGGCUCUUUGUGGUAAACCUUUCUGAGGUGCUACACUCACUGGAGCUCCUGCCUCCUGAACCCUUCCAUGGCAGGGAAUAUUACAUCACCAUGGUAAAAUGGGUGGCCCAUUCCCAGCUGGCUGUGCGAUGGUUAAACAGGGCUCAGAAUAUGUCUGUGCUGAACCUAUGUGACGCUGCCACAGGAGCCUGUACUGAAAAAUACAAACUGACAUCAGACACCUGGGUGGAUAUGCAGCAAGGAGUGCCUAUCUUUUCUGAAGAUGCUGAAACCCUGUUUCUGCCAGUGCCAGUAAAGCAAGGAGCCCGGGGAGAAUUCUAUCACAUCACCAUGCUUUCCACACAGACCAGCCGCAAGGAGAGCAGCGUGCGCCUCCUGACCUCUGGGAACUGGGAUGUCACCAGAAUCCUGGCCUAUGAUGAGAACAACAGGCACCUAUAUUUCCUGAGUUCAGAAGAGAGGCCCAGUGCUAGACAUUUGUACAGUGUGGACCUGGACAGCUCCUUCAACCGUACCUGUGUGACCUGCGGCUUGCGCCCUGGCUGCUCCUUUGUAGAUGUCAGUUUCAGCCCCAGGAAGGGCUAUUUUAUACUGUUCUGCAAAGGGCCUGGAAUUCCUCAAGUCUCUGUUCACUGCACAGCUAACCCCCAUGACUUCCUUCUCCUGGAAGAGAACCAAUCUUUGCAAGAUGGCCUUCUGCAUAAGGAGAUGCCAUUAGUGGAAUUCCGGUCCUACCGACUAGCUGGCUAUGAUCUGCCAGUGCGUGUGACUUUGCCACUGCCACACCAGUGCACCUUCUGUCCAUUGCUGCUGAUGCUGCCAGAGGUCCUAGGAGGACAUGAGGCCACUGAGGAGUUCCAUCUUGACUGGGAUACUGUCCUCUCUAGCAGUUUGGGCGCUGUGGUGGUUCAGUUUGAUGGCCGAGGCUCUGGAAACAAAGGGCUCAAGCUCUUGCAUGAGAUCAGUCACCAUUUGGGCUCCUUGGAUAUGAAAGACCAUGUAGCUUUGAUGAAGUGGCUUUUGCAGCUUCCCUAUGUGGAUCAGAGGAGCACAGCAGUCUAUGGAAAGGCCUAUGGAGGCUUUUUGGCACUGAAGCUCCUGGCAGCAGCAGAGGACCUCUUUAAGUGUGGAGCAACAGUGGCACCCAUCACCAGUUUCCGUUUCCAUGCUGCCACCUUUUCUGAACGCUACCUUGGAAUGCCAGCCUGGGAAGAUGCAGCCUAUACGGUGGCCUCUGUCUUAGAGGAAGCUGCCCGCCUCAAGGAUAGAAAAUUCCUGCUUGUGCAUGGAACUGGAGAUGCCACAGUUCAUUUCCAACAUACAGCUGAACUUCUCAUCCAGCUGCUUGCUGCAGGCUCCAACUACACCACUCAGAUCUACCCAGAUGAAGGCCACAUGUUCUUUUUGGAUCACAACCAACGCCACCUUCGCCAGACCCUCUCCUCCUUCUUUCAGAGCUGCUUUGAGGAUCCAAGGAAUCUUCAUCUGCUAGCUGAGGAAGACGAGGACUCAUAGUGAUUUCCAAUACAGAACAACCAGUGCCAAUCUUCCAUGGCUUUUUCUCUGCUGUGCUGACAAGUCUUGGUAGCACUUUGCACAUAUCAGGGCCACCACCCUGUGGGUACUGUGUUAAAGCACACAAUUGGACACUGCUUACAGAAAUAAAGCAUCCAGCACAUCUCCACUUUCAAAUUAAAAAAAAUAAUAACAAGUUUCUAGCCCCUGUUGUUUGCAUACAUGCCGGUGGAAAAUCCCAGAGCCAGAGGAAAUCAGAAUGUCUAAUCAGAAUGUCUAGAGGUCAAGGGAUGUCUGGGAUUUCCCCCCACUUUCACAAUCUGCUCUUUCCAUUCUUUUGUUCAACCAGAUGAGUAGCAGAAACAGAACAAAUUAUAUAACGUAUACACGUUUAUGCGAAUAUACUCACAUUCCUGCUAUCAUGCUGUUGCAAAAUUUAGCUUUUCUGGGCAGGGAGUUAUGGUUCGCUUGUUCAAGAUUCCCUGCCCUCUUUUUCUCAGCAUUGAAUAUACAUGAUCACCAAAUGCCUAAAAACAGAGAAUUUUCCUUAGCUCUUUUUGUCUUGCAUUUAUGGACUAGGUCUGCCAAGAACCUUAAGGAAUAUUCUUUCCUUCUUGAAUUGUGUGUCCCAUACUCAAGGGGUAGUAAGGUUGCCAACCUCCCUUCCCUUUCUAUCUGUUCUGCUGUGCUUUAAACAGCAGCCUGGAACACAAAACAAAUAAAGCAUCCCACCACUUUAUACAAGGAAAAGUUUUAUUUGUGUAACAGGUUGCUCUUAGAGGAAAAAUAGCAAGACAGUGGGGGAUACGUGGGCCAUGCUGUGCUGGGUUGUUUCAAUAGUUGCUUCUUUGAGCUGUCACCCAGGCAGCUUGUUUGAUAUCCAGACUCCUCCUCAGGCUGCUGAAGCCUUGUAUUUGCCACUCCCAGGUCCAUCGAGCAGGACUUCAGUAGAGCUCCAGCGACCCUUGACCCUUCUGGGUGUUUAGACAGAUAGGCACCUUCCAGCACCUAAAGAAGCAGCAACACCUGGAAUUCCCACCUGACAAAGAGGCUGGAAAAGACCUAAGGGCUUUUUCGGAGAUUGGA